AUGGUUGGCUCACCUGUGUGGGAGGAAUGGACACACUUGGAGGGCCAGGCCAGGUUAAGGGAACUCAGACAAGGGGAGAUAUGUAACUAUUUUCCAGACCUGCAUUCCACCCCCAAGCCCUCAGUUUCCCUUGUCUCCUCUUUGUCUCCUCUUCCUCCCCACCCCAGGACAGGAAAAGGAGGGGAAUCUCAACAUGGAAAACUCUGCGAUGCAAAUGAAGGAAUGCCUGAGAACCAAGGAAAGAUGGAAUACAAUGAAUCACCACAGGAUGCGGGAAAGCCAGGAUUAGCUUGUACUCUGGAAGACAAAGAAAAGUUGGAAAAUGAGGGGAAGACAGAAAAUGAGUAAAUACUAAAGGACAAGGAAAGGCCAGGGAGUGUGGCAAAGCGAAAAGAGGGAAAGCCAGUAAAUGAGGGAAAGCCAGAGAACCAGGGAAAACCAAAAGAAGAAGGAAAAUCCACAAGUGAGGGGAAGCCAGAGAGUGAGGGAAAGCCAGAGAGCCAGGAAAAGCCCAAAGAAGAAGAAAAGCCAGCCAGCAAACCAAAGACUGCGGGAAAGCGCCCAGCUGGGGAUGGUGUACCCAGGAAGGCCAAAAGAAAAACCAACAAGGGGCUGGCUCAGUGCCUCAAGGAAUAUAAGGAGGCCAUACACGAUAUGCAUUUGAGCAAUGAGGAGAUGAUAAGAGAAUUUGACGAGAUGGCCAGGGUGGAGGAUGAGGUGAAGAAAACCAGACAGAAAUUGGGGGGGUUUAUGUGGAUGCAAAAAAGUUUACAGGACCCCUUCCACCCGAGGGGCCCAAGGGAACUCAGGGGUGAGUGCAGGGCCCCACAGAGGGGCUUUGAAGACAUUCCUUUUGUGUAG
Messenger RNA from Neomonachus schauinslandi (Hawaiian monk seal), 861 nucleotides. RefSeq names its product transcription elongation factor A like 2 (gene TCEAL2). The transcript has 2 exons. Lineage: Eukaryota; Metazoa; Chordata; Mammalia; Carnivora; Phocidae. The record is from RefSeq and is a predicted model, not a curated record.